Molecule: messenger RNA, 1701 nt
Organism: Phialemonium atrogriseum
Lineage: Eukaryota; Fungi; Ascomycota; Sordariomycetes; Cephalothecales; Cephalothecaceae
Product: 26S protease
Exons: 4
Coding region: 334-1509 (391 amino acids)
Biological process (GO): positive regulation of RNA polymerase II transcription preinitiation complex assembly
Cellular component (GO): cytosolic proteasome complex; proteasome regulatory particle, base subcomplex
Molecular function (GO): ATP hydrolysis activity; ATP binding; proteasome-activating activity
Source: RefSeq, a predicted model, not a curated record
CCCAAGCUGCAUGGUCCGGGCACGCAUGAACUUACCAGCUCGGAACGGAAAUUCUAGUACGGAGGUAACCCUGCCCCGUCCCGUAGGUCCUGCCUGUUGGCUACACGACGGCAAGGCAGCAGAAGGCUGAGGUAAGCUCCUGCACUGAAUCAACACCUCGACCAGCCCAACACGACGAAUCUCUGAACAUCGACAAUCUUUCACCCACCGGUCGCAGCCACUAGAUCUCACCUUCUGCACACCUACUUCUUAGGGCUUCCUGCACUACACUGACGAUACUAUUUCGAUUGCCGCAAACCCUACCUACCCCGACGACACACCUUCCCGGAAGCUAUGGCCUCCGAUCAAGAGCGGGAGCACGCGCUCGACUCCUUCAAGGCGAAGCUGAUCGAGUCGCGGGAAUGGGAGGCAAAGCUGAAGUCCCUGCGGCUGGAGAUCAAGGGGCUACAAAAGGAUUUCGACCAGACAGAAGACAACAUCAAGGCGUUACAAAGCGUUGGCCAGAUCAUCGGCGAGGUUCUGAAGCAGCUGGACGACGAGAGAUUUAUCGUCAAGGCAUCUUCCGGACCGAGAUACGUGGUCGGCUGCCGCUCCAAAGUCGACAAGGCGAAACUCAAGCAGGGAACUCGUGUAGCGCUUGAUAUGACAACGCUCACGAUCAUGCGGAUGUUGCCCCGUGAGGUCGACCCCCUCGUUUACAACAUGUCACUCGAGGAUCCCGGCCAGGUCAGCUUCGCUGGUAUUGGCGGGCUCAACGAACAGAUCCGAGAGUUGCGAGAGGUCAUAGAAUUGCCCUUGAAGAACCCCGAGUUGUUCUUGCGGGUUGGAAUCAAGCCCCCGAAGGGCGUCCUGCUCUACGGGCCGCCAGGAACCGGAAAGACACUGCUUGCGAGGGCUGUGGCGAGCAGCUUGGAGACGAACUUCCUCAAGGUUGUAUCGUCCGCCAUCGUCGAUAAGUACAUUGGAGAGUCUGCCCGCCUGAUUCGCGAGAUGUUCGGAUACGCGAAGGAGCACGAGCCGUGCAUCAUCUUCAUGGACGAGAUUGACGCCAUUGGAGGACGGCGUUUCAGCGAGGGCACCUCGGCCGAUCGAGAGAUUCAGCGGACCCUCAUGGAGCUGCUAAACCAGCUCGAUGGCUUCGACUAUCUCGGCAAGACUAAGAUCAUCAUGGCGACGAACAGGCCCGACACCUUGGACCCCGCGUUGCUCCGUGCCGGACGCCUCGACCGGAAGAUUGAGAUCCCACUGCCCAAUGAGGUGGGCCGGUUGGAGAUCCUCAAGAUCCAUGCCUCAAGUGUCGUCACGGAGGGGGACAUUGACUUUGAGAGCGUCGUCAAGAUGAGCGACGGUUUGAACGGAGCAGAUCUGCGCAACGUCGUCACCGAGGCCGGCCUGUUUGCCAUCAAGGAUUAUCGGGAGGCGGUGACCCAGGACGAUUUCAACAAGGCGGUCCGCAAGGUUGCGGAAUCGAAGAAGCUCGAAGGCAAACUCGAGUAUCAGAAGCUGUGAUGAGGGUCCGAGGGCGACACGAGAGACACACGAGGCUACGAGGCCCGGUUUGGAGCGGCGGGAGUGACUGCCAAGCCAAGUGUCGGCUCACGAACCCAGCACUCGACUGUAAUACUGUACUACUAGGAAUCCGAUCCAGGAGAGGGGGUUUGGGAGCCUGAAGUGAUAGAGAAUUUUAGCCUUCCCUGCGGA